Molecule: messenger RNA, 2248 nt
Organism: Cyanistes caeruleus (blue tit)
Lineage: Eukaryota; Metazoa; Chordata; Aves; Passeriformes; Paridae
Product: KIAA2013 ortholog
Source: RefSeq, a predicted model, not a curated record
CUCUACCUGCAGCGCAUCCGCAUCGCCAACCCCACCGAGCGGGUGGCCGCCUUCGAGGCCUCGGCCCCCGCCGCCGCCUCCGCGCUGGGCGGGCGCUUCGCCACCAGCCUGGAGAAGGUGGAGGAGCGGCAGUUCCUGCUCUCCUCCGGCCGCCUGCUGCUGGCCGGCGGCCCCAAGGUGGUGCUGGUGGUGGUGGCUGCCAAGAAACUCGUGAGCCGGGUGCAGGUCGCGCCCAAGUCGCACUUUGACGAGACCGUGCUGUCUGUGGUGUACACCUCGGAGCCCAUCGAGGCCUCCAGGCUGGAGGAGACCUUCAGCAAGCUGAGGGAGGCAGCCAAGAAAGAGAUGCUGGAGGUGAUGCAGAUGGGGGUGGACGAUCUUUUCCAGGAGCACCAGCAGACCUGGUCUGACUUGUUCAUUUCAGGGAUUGAAAUGAGAAAGAUCACAGAUGCACAUACCCCAUCCAGUGAGACUGUCAACAUGACCCUCUACUACGUGCUGUCAACUGUGCCAGCCCCCCUGCUAGACCCACUCAUCGGGGGUGAGGACAGGGAGAAGAUUGAAGCCAGCCUGAACUAUGCUGACCACUGCUUCAGUGGCCACGCCACCAUGCACGCCGAGAACCUGUGGCCACCAAGGCUGACCAGUGUCACCCAGAUCCUGCAGCUCUCAGACCUGUGGAAGCUGACUCUCCAGAAACGGGGAUGCAAGGGUCUUGUGACAGCUGGAGUGCAUGGACUGAUGCAGGGAAUGGUGCUUAGUUUUGGGGGUCUGCAGUUCACAGAAAACCAUCUUCAGUUUCAGGCUGACCCUGACGUACUUCAUAACAGCUAUUCCUUACGUGGGAUCCAUUACAAUAAGGACUUGAUCAAUUUAGCUGUUCUCCUGGAUGCUGAAGGAAAGCCCUUCCUGCAUGUGUCUGUGAAGUUCCAGGACAAGCCUGUCAGACUGUACGCGUGUGAGGCAGGCUGUAUGAACGAGCCCGUGGAGCUGACCUCGGAGGCACGGGGUCAUACCUUCCCUGUCAUGGUGACUCAGCCCAUCACACCACUGCUUUAUAUAUCAACAGAUUUGGUUCACUUGCAGGACCUAAGACACACACUCCACCUAAAAGCUAUUCUGGCUCAUGAGGAACACAUGGCCAAGCAAUACCCAGGCUUACCCUUCCUGUUCUGGUUCAGUGUGGCCUCCUUAAUUACUUUGUUUCACUUGUUUCUGUUCAAACUCAUCUACAAUGAAUAUUGUGGGCCGGGAGCCAAGCCACUCUUCAGGAGUAAGGUGACUGUCCCCGACUCUGCCCGCUGAAGUGCCCAGAGGCUUCAGAGCCACAGCCCAGGGCUGCCCUGACACCUCAUCCUCCUGGGCACUGCAGGGCAAACAGCUCUGCUCCUCCUCUUUGUUGGACCUGCUUCAGAUGAAGGUGGUGCAGAACUUGAUUCCAGAAAUGGGGAAGAAGUGGAAGCCAGCUGAAGCUCAGAAUCCGUAGCAGUAAGCAAGAUAGAUGGUCUUGAAAUAACCUGUACCAUUAACUGAAUGGGAACAUCCCCACAUCCGAGUGAGCUUAGUCCUGCUUUCAGCCUCCACUUGCACAAGACACCUGGCAAUUUUGCAGCUGAGAAUAAGGACCAUUUGAAAGCAACAAUCCUUUUGUGCCUUGCUAUGACAGGAGUCUGAGACUUGGAAGGUGAUUUAACAGUUUAUCCCAGAAGCUUGUGUAACAGACGUUUCCUUUCCCUGUAAGCUGUUCAGUUCCCUAGGAGUAAUCCAUUUGGUGAAAAUACUUGAAGAUGUACUAAGUCCUUUGAUAUUUUGAUCUGGUUCUUUUUUUUUUAAUUCUACAGAAAAAUAAAGGAUGAUGAUUCCCUUCUGAGAGUUAACUAGAAAACUUCAGUGUAACUUCCUUUCUGGUAUACAGUUUUUAAUUUAUUGCUUGGGGGGGAGGGGGAGUAUGUUAAUUUUUCCUCCACUUCAGUAACAGUCAAUUGAACUGUAGAUAUCUAAGUUCUCAUAACAGGUUUUUCAGCCUUUAUGACUGUAGAGUGCAAAAUCAAUUUAAUGAAAUUGUUUUCUGGAUAUACACUUGGAAAUGCUGAUCUACAGGUUUCCUGUUCUAAGCCUAUUGAGACUUUGUGCAUUGAUUUGUUUUGGCUAAGGGGAAGACAUCCCACUUUCUAGUGACUUACAGGUUGUUUGGUUUUAAAAUACCAAAGCUGUUGUUUCUAAAUAAAUAUCUUUCAGUCUAAUCUGA